Molecule: messenger RNA, 507 nt
Organism: Capsella rubella
Lineage: Eukaryota; Viridiplantae; Streptophyta; Magnoliopsida; Brassicales; Brassicaceae
Exons: 1
Coding region: 1-507 (168 amino acids)
Source: RefSeq, a predicted model, not a curated record
AUGGCUCCAUUGCUACAAAAGGUUAUUAAUAAUACAGGUGAGACAUGGUGCUUAUACAUUAACGGUAAGGAAAUUGUUCUUGAUGUCGGGGUUGGGUAUGUGUCUGUUAAUGAACAUAUCGACACUGAUAUCUAUACUAAAUUUGAAACAAAUUCUGGAGAUGCUGAUGGAUAUAUGCUCAAGUACGACGAUUUCAAUAUAUAUCUUAAUGAUGCUCUUGGCAAGUCUAAUGAAAUUGUAGAUGAACCAUUGCGUACAUGGAGGAGUGAAGAGUACGUCAGUAUUGACAUAAAUCAAGAUGCAAUGAAGAUAUGGUGUACUUCUUGUGAUUUAGGGAUCUAUAGCCCAGAUGGGUUUCUAAAAUAUUAUAAGUCUGUUAUUGCAAAACACAACGAAGAUAGAAAUGGAGGUAUUAUAGUCACAGGAGUUAAGGCUGAUGUUGGAGAGCCUAUGGAUCAUGUUGAAAUGAAAGAAGAUGUAGACGAAGGAGGAUCAUCUAAAGACUAA